Molecule: messenger RNA, 2088 nt
Organism: Phoenix dactylifera (date palm)
Lineage: Eukaryota; Viridiplantae; Streptophyta; Magnoliopsida; Arecales; Arecaceae
Product: cytidine/deoxycytidylate deaminase family protein
Biological process (GO): riboflavin biosynthetic process
Molecular function (GO): 5-amino-6-(5-phosphoribosylamino)uracil reductase activity; diaminohydroxyphosphoribosylaminopyrimidine deaminase activity; NADP binding
Source: RefSeq, a predicted model, not a curated record
AGAAAUCGAACUCGUCUCAACCGUCUUUGUUCAGUCUGUCUCGUUGGUGGAGUUCGCUAGCCAAGAUGUCGUCGCUGCUAUCCAUCGGCGGAGCAGCGCUCUCCUUUCCCCCUCCGGCUGCCGGCCGCCGCCGCCCCAUUCGUGGCGGCGCCGAGGCCGGCGGAGCAGCGCUCUCCUUUCCUCCUCCUGCAGCCGGCCGCCACCGCUCCAUUCGUGGCAGCGCCAACGGCCUCGGAUCCGCCCAGGAGGCGGCCCUUGUCCGCCGGGCGGCGGAGGUGGCGGACCUCUCGGCGGGGUUCUCCGCCCCCCACCCCAACUCCGGGUGCCUGAUCACCAUGGGCUGGGACGUGGUCGGGCAGGGCUUCCUCUACGCGCAGGGCACCAAGUGCGCGGAGCUCCAGGCCGUCGAGAUGGCCGGCGGCCUCGCCCGCGGGGCCACCGCCUACCUAAACUUGGAACCCGACGACUGCUAUGGCGACCGCACCCCCGUCUCCUCUCUCGUCCAGGCAGGAAUUUCAAGAGUUGUGGUGGGGCUCAGACAUCCAUUGGAGCACCUGCGAGGAAAGGCGAUCAAAUCAUUAAGGAGUGAAGGUGUUCAAGUUGAUGUUGUUGGAGAGGAUUUAAAUGGUAAAGUAUUUGAGGAAGCUUUGAAGUCCUGCCUCGUAGUAAAUGCUCCAUUGCUUUAUAGAACUGCAUGUCAUGUUCCAUUCUCUAUUCUCAAGUACGCAAUGACCUUAGAUGGAAAAAUUGCAGCUAGCAGUGGACAUGCAUCUUGGGUAAGCAGCAAAUUGUCUAGAGGUCGAGUUUUUGAGCUGCGUGGGAGAAGUGAUGCCAUUGUUGUUGGAGGAAAUACUGUACGCCGUGAUGAUCCACAUCUAACAGCAAGACAUGGAGGGGGCCAUGUUCCGGUACGAAUUGUAAUGUCACAAACACUUGAUCUCCCUGAAGAAGCAAAGCUUUGGAAUGUCUUUGAUGCAUACACUAUAGUUGCAACACAAAGGGGUGCUCGAAAAGAGGUGCAGAAGAAUCUAGCAAGAAAAGGCGUUGAAGUGGUGGAAUUUGACAUUUUGAAUCCUAGAGAUGUUAUGGAAUAUUGCUAUGACCGUGGAUACCUCUCCAUAUUAUGGGAGUGCGGUGGGGCACUUGCUGCACCAGCAAUAUCUUGUGGUGUCAUUCACAAGGUUUGUGCUUUUGUUGCCCCAAAAAUCAUAGGGGGAAUAAAUGCUCCAUCUCCAGUAGGUGAACUCGGGAUGGUUCAAAUGUCACAGGCUCUUAAUGUAAUUGAUGUCUCAUAUGAACAGAUUGGACCAGACAUGCUUAUAAGUGGAUUCCUUCAGCCCAUCCCCGAUCUCUCACCUAUAAUUCCACAAGCUGAUGAAACUUCUGCUCUUGAUCCGGCAGUUUCUCCUUAUGAUACAAAAAUCAUAUCCUUUUAUAAGACAUGGGAUCUUUAUGGAGCGUUAUCAAACUUUUCUCCUCAUCCUGUGUGGAUGCCUGACGAAGAUGGAACUUAUUACACGUGGUCAAGUGUAGAACACUAUUAUCAGGCACACAAAUUUGUGGGUGUUGAUAGUCCACAAGCAAAGGACUUCAUUGAACAAAUCAAGUUAGCAAAGAGCCCUGAGGAAGCAGCACGCUUAGGCAGGAAAUUGCAGAGAGAACACCCUGAACUGGUUCGACCUGACUGGGAGUCUGUCAAGAUCGAAGUCAUGUACAGGGCUUUAAAAUGCAAAUUUUCGAUGCAUCCUCACUUGAAGUCCAUGCUACGUUCAACUGCUGGCUCUGUUCUUGUUGAAGCAUCACCCCAUGAUCUCUUUUGGGGUGGAGGCCGGGAGGGAGAAGGCUUAAAUUAUUUGGGUAGGCUGCUGAUGCAAUUGAGGUCAGAGAUUUUAAAAGAAAACUUGGAACUGAGGGCAAAGUCAUCUUGAUUCACAUAAAGAUGUAGAUUGAAAAUGUACAUUAAUUUGUAGAUUGCAAAUUGGUCUAUAACCUAGUGGUUGCACCCUCUCCACUUGGGAGUGGAUUCUGAGUGCAAAGAAGUGGAAAAAAAGAAAGAAUCUGGUAUUAAGUGGUAAAGGAGUUCAGAAA